Molecule: messenger RNA, 1423 nt
Organism: Magallana angulata
Lineage: Eukaryota; Metazoa; Mollusca; Bivalvia; Ostreida; Ostreidae
Exons: 5
Coding region: 79-903 (274 amino acids)
Source: RefSeq, a predicted model, not a curated record
GGAAGUUGUACACGUCCAAGUUGUAUACGGAAGUAAAUAUGUACAUUGUAAUUCACAGACCUCAAUUAAAUAGCAAAGAUGAAUCCAAUGAUUACAAUUCUGAUUUUAAUAUGUUUCCUAACGGAGUUUAUUGCCUUUACAAACUCUGAUAUCUGUAGAAGUCAAGAUGGGAAUCUCAAGUGUUGCCCAGGAUUUGUCUGGAACAUUAAGGAAAAUAAGUGCAAACAAUGUGAUGCCGGUACAAUUGGACCUCAAUGUGAAAUAGUUUGUCCGUAUCCAUGGUACGGAAAGCAAUGCUUAUCAAAAUGUCUAUGCAGUGAAGAACAUUGCGAUCCUGCUGCCGGUUGUAUCGAGUGGACUACACAAGUCUUGCUGGCAAUACAUACUUCAACUGUAUCUCGUUCUGAUGGUUUUAACGAGAUUGGUAUGGGAACGCUGACGACAAUUCCUUUUGAAACCGAGAACGCUGAUGUAUCCACCGACACUCAAAUAUCGUACAAAUGGCUUAUUGUUACCACAGUCCCUCUCUGCGUCAUUUUUGGGAUCAUCAUUGUUGCCCUAAUGUUAAAACAUUUAAGGCACAGGCGCGAGAUUGGAACUAUAGACGCUGCAUAUACUGUUCCAACACAUCAAAAUGUAAGACAUAUUUAUGACUUGUGCGACGAAGGUCAUCAUCAAGAGAAUCCAAAGAGAGAAAAUGGACAGGAACAGGAAAAUACCAAAGAUGCUGCAUAUACUGCCCCAACACAUCAAAAUGUGAGACAUAUUUAUGAUCUGUGCGACGAAAGUCUACAUCCAGAGAACCAAAAGAGAGAAAAUAAUCAAAAUCUCCUAAAUGUUUCUAAUACAAUAACAGAUGAUGAUGGUUAUUUAACAGUUGUUGAUAAAAAGGACAGUGAAUAGUGCCGUUUUAUUGGUCAUCGUCGUCAUCAUUUACAAAGAAAAACAAUUUUGUUUUGCAGAUAAUAGUUAGAGGCAUACUGGGGUGUUCAUGUUGAUGCCUAAAUCUCUCUUUCAUUAGGCAAUUUUAUCAUUUGUAAUUUGAACGUAUAAUGUGUCAAUACUAAAAAGAAAAAAUAUCAGCAGAUCUAUAUCUAAUUAUAUCUCCGUGUCUGUUUGCUAUGUUAACUAACGACGGACAUGUAAAUCAUGCAACGUUUAUAUAUUUAUUAAAUACACUAUUAAACAGCUGUUCUGAAUCUGUGUUGUCACGCUAUACAUGUACUAAUUAUCUACAAUGAUUUUAUAGUCAUUAUGUGUGUUCUCAUGAGAAAAUAUUGUUCAGCUGCUUAUUUUUCCUAAAGGACAAUUGAUGCUCACAUCUUCUUGUUUAUAUUGGUCUAUGCAUUAGUUUUCUCGACUAGGUUUAUUAAUAAUAAAUUUAUGUAUUUCAUGAAAAAUAAACUCCAAGAUAUUUUUGAAU